AUGACGACUAAACAUAUUGGGUACUCUAAUCCACGAAAUUUCAAAGAGAAAAUAGAACUUCUGAAGAUGAAAGAAGCGGCGUCUACGGCAAACUUUGCUGCUGCUAUGAGAGACGCUCAGGAGAUCUGCAAGAUUGCACAUGCCUACGACGGCCUUCCAUUAUCACUUGACCAUAAUCAUUUAUCUGGAAGUGUCUCGAAUCGCUCGGGAAUCUUAAAAGCAUACUCCUUGUCUAAUAUUAGUAAUGCUGACUAUCAGACGUUAAAGACUGGAGAUAACUCUAAUCAGGAAACCCCGUUCUUCCAAAAAGAUAUGCCGGUCGAUCGUAAAGAUAUACAUGGCUCCAAUGUAUCUAGUUCUCAUACCAGUGUAUAUCCAUCAGCAUCAAAUAUUCAUGAUGAACGAGUUGUUCAAAGACUACUACCUAGUAGUAAUGUACCAAUUAAAGAAACUAUUCCGGUUAAAUUAGAUGAAGAAUUAUCGCAAAAGUCUCAAAAUCCAAAUGUUUGUCCAUUUUUAUAUGAUCCAAUUGGUUCAAAAACUACAACAACAACAACUACAACACCUGAUACAUCUCAUCAUUUACAUGAACGAAAUACUUUUAUUCAUGAUACUGAUUAUGCAUCAUCUGAUAAUUACUUGUCAUCCUCUUGGUCUACUAUUCCACCUACACAACAUUCUGCUCCUAAAAGCUGUUUAGAUAAUUGGAAUAAUGAAUGUUCUAGUGUUGCAGUUGUUAGUCAGCAUCAUAGUCAAAAGAAUUUUAAUUUAUUCACAGAUACUAAACCAUAUUAUCAUAGUUUACAACCAAAAUCACAUAUUUCUACAAAUCCUUAUUUAUUUUCUACAUCACAUUCAAAUAUUGAAGUAGCAUCUACUACUAGUUUACUUACACAACAAUCAUCAUUAACUAAUUCAAGUCAAUAUACAUGUGAAUCAGGUUAUUUUAGUGCUGGUAUUUGUACACCAAUUGGAUUUAGAAGUUUUCCUCCUACAAAUUCUUUACAACAUCAAUUGAAAGCACCAUUUUCUGCGAAUAUUACUGAACAAAUUAGACAAGCUCAAACACCAUAUUCAGUAGUUGAUUGGCGCAGGACUGCUUCUGAUUCAUCUAUCCACCAUACAUUAUCAGAUAUUCAAUUAAAUCCAAUUGAACAAUAUACAUAUGGUCCUGGGAAGACAGAAAAGUCACAUGUUUUAAGUCCUAGGUCUAUCAUGUCCAGUGAUCAUUACUUCAGGCCAGCAUGUAAACUGAGAGGAGUUGAAGAGGAAGAGACUUCAAGUAUUUUAACACCUAUGGAUGAUACAGAUAAUAAGCGUGCUUGUAUUAUUCGACGUCAUCGUGAUACUCAUUUACUGGACAAUAAUCAUUUUGUUCAUACGGAACUACCAACAAAUGAAUCUCACCUAAUGCCAGCAAAAAGACCCUAUACAUGUUCAACAGAAUCGCAGUCAUCAAAUGGAUUUGACACAGUUGGUUGUGAGAUGAAAAUGUGCACACCGCAUAUGGACAACAGCGGUAGUACUAUGGAGAAGAAAAACAUUGAUUCCACUGUCGAUACAGCAUUGAAACAUCACAAAAGUUGGAAAAUUCGUUCCAGUGUUUAUAAUCCUCAUAGUUUAGAACAAUCAAUGAAUAAACCAAUUUAUCCAUGUGUGUCCAGUAAAAAUAAUAAUACAAUGACAACGAAUUCAAAGUAUUCCGAGCUUAUUGAUCCAUCUUCUUCACUAUCAACCUCAUCAUCUCAUAGUUUUCAUUUCAAUCAAGAUCAUUAUUCUUUUGGUGGUGGUACACAUCUACACAAUUUACCUCUACAGCAUGCAGAAUCACAUAGAGGUAAUCUCGUUAAUAUGUUAACUGCAAGUGGAGGAGUUGCUAGGAGUGGAACAACUGGCUCAAGUGGUGUUGGUGUUUGUGGCAGUGGCAGCGGUAACAGUAGUACAACAACAGAUGAUUUAUUUCUUCGUAACACUAGUACUGGUAAUAAUGAUUUGGAUGAAUAUUUACAACUCCCUAAUUUAAUUUGUAAGGCGGAUGAGUCUACCAAUCAUUUUGCUGGACGGCGUGAUAGUUGUACUAUGACUGCAGAAAUACUUUCCACUUUGGCUAGUUUUCGAGAAGAAAUGGGAGAGUUUGGUGAUUCAAAAGUUCAUUCAGAUAUUGUUCCUGCUAGUUCCAAUUUUGGUCCCCAUUUCGUUCAUAUACCCAAUCGUACCGGUGUGUGUAAUCCAAUGCAUAACGAUGAUACCAAUCCUAUUAAAAAUGUUGUCAAACAGAAAACUACUCAUAUUCACAAUAGUAUGAUACCUUCUAACUCUUCAAUUCAUCCGACUACUAUUACUACUACUAAUAGUAUUAAUACUACUACCACUACUGCUAUUACUAAUACUACUGCUACUACUAAUACUACUACUAGUAGUAGUAAUAUUUAUACAGUUGAUCGAUGUAGACUUCAAACUGCGCAUUUUAUUCAAAGUCAUGCUGGGGAGAUUAACAACAAUGGAAUAUUAACAAAUUCUUCUACACCAACUGUUUAUUCUUCAUGUGUACAUCAUGUUGGUGAUAAAAUUGGCAUAUCUAUGUCACCAAAUGAUUAUCGUCUUUUAACUGAUCCUAGAUUAGUAAAUUAUGUAACGGAUAAAGAAACUGAAGCAAAAAUAAUCAAUCAAUAAUUGUAAUAUUAUUAGUAAUGUGUUCUUUUGUGAAUUAAUAGUAAUCAUUGUUCACGUAUUUCAUAUUAUUAUUACUACCCCGGUG
This is a messenger RNA of Schistosoma spindalis, 2758 nucleotides long. The record is from the annotation of a GenBank genome assembly. NCBI's taxonomy places the organism in Eukaryota, Metazoa, Platyhelminthes, Trematoda, Strigeidida, Schistosomatidae.